Pseudomassariella vexata is the source of this 2151-nucleotide messenger RNA. RefSeq lists its product as uncharacterized. The record is from RefSeq and is a predicted model, not a curated record. Bases 1 to 2151 code for a protein of 716 amino acids. Lineage: Eukaryota; Fungi; Ascomycota; Sordariomycetes; Amphisphaeriales; Pseudomassariaceae. The transcript has a single exon.
AUGUCGGCCUACGAUCCAUACGAUGCUCCGCCGCGUGAGCAUGCACGGCGGUACUAUCGAGAGGAACGGCGGGAGACUCGAGAGCGGGAGCCUCGCUACGUUGAAACCCAGGAGACUUAUCAGAGGCCCGCCCGAAAUGAGUUAGUUCCUCGUGCGCGCGAAGACAGCGACUUGUCAAUCGAAGAAGUCCGCCGCGAUUUCCCGCCCCCAGGGUAUGCCAGCAGGGACAUCCGACGAGCCCGGUCUGCAGAGCCUGGCUACUAUGACGAGUACUACGACCAACGCCGCGACUACGACAGCAGGUCGGUAAGAGAGAGCCAUCGCGACCAUCGCUCUUCAAGAAAAGCCGGCAGCAUCUACUAUGAGGAGGAAGAGCGAACCCGCAAGCGAGUCCUGAACCAACAGGAGAAGAUCAUCGCCGCUGUCGUCGGUGGUGUUCUGGCUGCUGGCGCUAAGGAGGUUUGGGAUUGGCGAGAGGCCAAGGAGGAGGGUAGAGUUGAGCCCAACCGAAACUUGGCCGCGACCGCCGCUCUCGGAGCCGCUGGGGCAUUCGCCGGCUACCAAGGAGCCGAGAUGUAUAACAAGCAAAAGGGCAAGGAGGACAAAAAGUCUACGUAUAUCGUUCACAAGGGACGCGACGGCCGCAUGGCAGAGUACUAUUCGGACGAGGAAGACGAUCCCAAAAGCCACAAGGGCAACAAGUCAUUUCUUGAGAACGCUCUAUCCGCCGCUGGUCUUGGCAGCGCCAUCAAGGCCCUGACCGGUGGCAGCGGUAGCGAGAAGAGUAGGCACGGUGACUAUGAUGACUACCGAUCCGAAACAAGGAGCCGCCGCGGCAGCCCAGACUCGCGGAAAUCACGCGGCGACGAUGGUGCCAACCGAAUGCAAAAGGCUGCCAAGGCCUCCCUCGUGGCGGGCGCCGCGGAAGCCUUCCGUGUGGCUAAAGAACCUGGUGGUUGGAAGGGCGAGAAAAUGAAGCGCGUCCUCACUGCUGCUGCAGGUGCCGCCACUAUUGAUGCUGCCCGUGAUCCUUCCAAGGACAGCAAGCACCAUCUGCUAGAAUCCGUCAUCGGCGGUCUUGCAGGCAACCGCCUGCUGAAUGGUCCCAGGAAAGACAUUGAGGAAGACCGCGCGACGGGUAGAAGUCGAUCUCGUUCUCGUGCCCGCUCCGAGACUGGUGGUGCCGGCGGACUGGCAGCUCUGGCCACGGCCGGUCUGGGUGCCCUUGGUGCAAAGAAGCUGUUGGAAAACAAGCGAGACGACUCGCGAGGCCGCCGAAGCAGCUUUGACUCGUAUGACAGUCGAGAUGAGUCACCUCGUCGGCGUCAGCGCAGCCGCAGUCGUAGCGUAGUCGAUGGUGCCCGCCGCAGCCUGGCUAAAAUCGGGAUUGGUAGCGGCCCCGCGGAUGACCGGGAUGACUACGUCGAGGAGACUCGCACCACCCGGCGAAGUCGUCGCACGAGAAGCCCAGACGACAGACAUGAGGACGAUUACACUUCUCGCGGUUACAUGAGAGGUGGGCGUGGCGGAGGGGACGAGUACUACGAAGAUGAUCGGUCAAUUGUAGGGGGCAAGUCUUCACGCCGCAGCAGAUCUCGACAACGCGGGGGCCGAUCGUCGUCAGCGUCAAGCAGUGACCUAGGCGACUCGGACAAGGAUGAGAAGGCGGCAAAGAAGAUGAGAGGUAAGCAGAUUUUAACAUCGGGACUUGCGACGGUAGCCACCAUUCACGCAGCACACAAUGUAUACUCUAGCAUGGAGAAGCGCAACGCAAGACACAAGGCAGUGAAGGAGGGUCGUCUGAGCCCCGCCGAGGCCAAGAAGCUGAAGUCCAAAGCCCUCUUGCAGGACGCGGCCUCGGUUGGUAUUGCAGCACUGGGCAUCAAGGGCGCCAUCUCCGAAAUGCAAGAAGCACGGGAGAUGUCCCAUGAGGUCAAGAAUUUCAAAGAAGAAAAGCAAAGGCGGCAUGAACGCCGCAUGGAACGGCUGAAGCGGGCAAACGACGAUCAUUAUGGAAGGUCACGGGCUGACAACUGGUCUUCCUCAGCUCCGCCUCGGAACAGGAGAUAUGACGACGGGCCCCGCUAUUCAGACGGGAAUCCAUACUCGUCUUUGCCUGCACCUCCUAUUGGGCAUGACGACAGGAGAUGA